CCUUCGUUAGAAACAAAGGUUACACUACUCAACCAAGCUUCGAGUCAAAACUUGGGUGUAGUUGAACUUGAUUCAAAUUUAUACGAUGAAUUCGUUGCUAAACCUAGAAAUUACUCUAUGGCUAUACUUCUAACAGCCUUAGAUCCACAAAUUAAUUUCGCAAGGAGCUGGUUAGAAUCUGGGGACGAACCUUCCCGCUUAUAUUUUGGUGUUUUAGAUUUUAAAAAUGGUCGGGAGGUUUAUGCCAAACUCGGUUUAAAUAAUGCACCUACUUUGUUCUAUUUUUCACCAACCACUGGUCCAUAUGCUAAAGACGUUUCUGAACCUUACAAAUACGAAUUCAACAGACAGUAA
This is a messenger RNA of Racocetra fulgida, 354 nucleotides long. Lineage: Eukaryota; Fungi; Glomeromycota; Glomeromycetes; Diversisporales; Gigasporaceae. The record is from the annotation of a GenBank genome assembly.